AGAGUUUAGUAGUUCGUGUCAUGCGUAUGUACGGUAUUGUGUUGCGUUUUCUGUGUAAUAUGCAAGUGAUUUGAUGGUGGAGACAGGAAAUCACGGAAAGACACAUAUUGAGUGUGUGACCUUGUGUUUCCGCAUUGCGAGCAGGAGGUGACUAGUGUUUAGACAAACAUAUUAGCGCACAUUACGUACCUGUGCUGUUCGGCAAUUACGAAGAAUACCAGAUCGACGCGUGGUGGCUUAGGAGGGCAAUCAUGGACUGCAAGGGGACUAGUUGGGUGAAAAAAGAGAAGAAUGAAGUAUAUGCUGAACCAGAAUCCUUGUUUCUUGAAGGUCUGCUAAAGAUUGUAAUGCCUAGUCUCCAUAUAAAGCAAGACCUAGAACUGAAACAGGAGGAUGGCAUUGGGGGUGAUUGUCUUGAAGAUAACUUGGGAAUCUCUCAUCCAAAUGAUUUUAUCAAGGAGGAUCCUGAACUAAAUUUGGAGGUGUGUAAAACUGAGAAUGCAGUGGCAGCCUCAAUAAGAAAAGCAUCUGAUAGUUUAAGUUUCAUUCAAAGUGCUGGUGACAGCUGUGACAUUUCAUAUCAAGAAACAUUACAUCAAGGAGUAGUCAAUGACAAGCUGGAGAUAUAUGCAAAGAAGUCAACAGAUUUCAGUGUGUCUCACAACUAUACCAAAAUACAGACUUCACAAGAAGAUGGCUUAUGUGGCACAAGAUUAAGUUGUAGCACAAGGGAAAAGGAAUUCCAUAAGUUUAACUGUAGUUUCUGCCUACAGAGCUUCCCUUCAAAAUACAGACUCAUAAUGCAUAUUUUCAUCCACAUUGACGGUGUGCAGGCACCUGCAUUUGUGUGUAAGUCAUGUGGUGAGGUAUUUCCCACUGAUGACUGCUUGAAAGAACAUUUGAGAAUGAGGGAGGGUGACCAAGCAUUAUCUGCUACCAACAGUGAGAAACUUGAAUGCAGUGAUCAUGAAAACAAUAUCUCCUUCGAGUGUGUACAAGAAGGAAUUGUGGAACAGACUGAGGAGCACCCUUCGUGCAAGGUACCCAGGAAAACUUUUAAAAAAUCCUUUAAGGACAUCAGUAAUACACAUACUGUGAAAGAAGCUGAAGUGAAACUCGAAAGAUGUAAUGACUGCGAAAUUUUAUGUAAAAGUGGUGCAAAGAGACAUCACAAAUGUGAUGUUUGUGGUAAAAUGUUUACUCAGUUAUGCAAUCUUAUGAAACACAGUAGAAUACACACUGGAGAGACACCCCACGAAUGCGAUGUUUGUGGAAAAUCAUUUGCUGAAAGGUGCAAUCUAAAGCAACACGAAUUAAUACACACUGGACAGAGACCACACAAAUGCGGUGUCUGUGGAAAAUCAUUUACUCACUCGGGCCAUCUCAAUACCCACGUUUUAAUACACACUGGACAGAGACCACACAAAUGCGAUGUCUGUGGAAAAUCAUUUACUCGGUCGGGCCAUCUCAAGAACCAUGUUUUAAUACACACAGGAAAGAGACCACACAAAUGCGAUGUGUGUGCAAAAUCGUUUACUGAAAGGGGCAGUCUCAAGAAACACGAAUUAAUACACACUGGACAGAGACCACACAAUUGCGAUGUCUGUGGAAAAUCAUUUACUCGGUCGAGCCAUCUCAAGAACCAUGUUUUAAUACACACUGGACAGAGACCACACAAAUGCGAUGUGUGUGCAAAAUCGUUUACUGACAGGGGCAGUCUCAAGAAACACGAAUUAAUACACACUGGACAGAGACCACACAAUUGCGAUGUCUGUGGAAAAUCAUUUACUCAGUCGAGCAGUCUCAAGACCCACAUUUUAAUACACACUGGACAGAGACCACACAAAUGCGAUGUCUGUGGAAAAUCAUUUACUCGGUCGGGCCAUCUGAAGAACCAUGUUUUAAUACACACAGGAGAGAGACCCCACAAAUGUGAUACUUGUGGUAAACUAUUUAAUGUAUUGAGUAAUCUCAAGGCCCACAAGUUAACACACAGUGGAAAGAGACCCUACAAAUGUAGUAUUUGUGGAAAAUCUUUUACUCAUUGGGGCAGUCACAGGAAACACAAAUUAAUACACACGACAUAGAGACCACUCAAAGUAUUGUUGAGGUCUGUAGACGUACACAUGUUCAUAGAAGACCACACGUGUUUUGUGAAAAUUGUUCGCAUGUGCUACAGAGAGGUCAGAAAAAAUAUGACAAAUCCAUUUCCGCAGCUUCACAUUCGAAGAAGUUACAUACAAAAUACAACAUGAAGCACACAAUUGUGAUUUUUUGUUGGAAAUGCUCCAUGCUUUAAUGAUCGGGCUACCCGAAAUUUGUACAUUGAGAUAUAUCUUUUACUCGUUUGAGAAGAAGUUCUGUGCAGUUAUCAGGACCCCAUAUUCUUCAGGGAAUGUGCCAGUAUACUGCUAAUUAUUUGAAAGAAACUGCCAUUUCAAUCUUCAUGAAGCUGUAUCCACUACCCAGGCGACAGCAGAAAUGUGUUUAUUACACAUUCAUAAUGUACGAUAUUUAUCUCAAGAAUGGACAAAGAUACAAAAAUCUCUUGAUUAUGCAAACAUAUUAUUGAGGUAUGCCUCCUUAAUAGUAUUGCUAUUUGUGUGAUCAAUAAUCUGCAUCCAUUAGGAAAUAACUGAUGGUGGCAAGUAUGCAGAGAUAAGGGAAAAAUUACAAUCAUCUACGUAGUAGUGUUUUGAUUCACCUACAGACCGCAAUACAACAGUGCAUCUCUAUGGUAUGGACUCAUUAGUUCUUCAUUAGUUUUUCAGUUGUAAAUUGGACUAUAAGUCUACACACACCUCACACCUUUCCCAUUAAUUGUAGGCUAUCGGUUUGUUGCUGUCUAGUUGGUGUGCAAUAGCAUCCCAAAUUCAUUUCAUCAUGAUCUAUUGAGGUGAGCUGGGUGGGAAAGACAACAGUGUGAACCAUCAUGCAGCUCGAACCAUUGCAGUGUGAUUCUCACCUUGUAAUCUGGACAGUUAUCCUGCUGUAAGAUGUUGUCACUCUCUGUAAAUACAUCAAGCAUUAAGUGAUAAAGUUGCAAUAAUGUUCAUGUUCUCCACAUCUGUCAUGGUGCUUUCAGUUACCACCAGCUGUUUUCUUGCCAUCUCACAUGAAUGUCCCCCAUAGCAUGACACUGCCUUCAUCUUCCUGCACCUGUUGUGUGGUGCAUGUAUGAAACAACUAUUCAUCUGGAUAAUGACAUAUCUGAGCACAACCAUUGACCUGGUCUGAAAGAAAUGUCAUUUAUCCCAACAUGUGACACUUCCUUAUAGGUAUGCAGUCCAAUCUCGAUUAUCCUAUUUGUAUUGCUACUGUAACUGAUAACGUUGUUAGAUCAACAUGGGAAUACAAAGCUGUUAUAUAACUUGGGGCCUCAUGUUAACAGUGUCUGCUUAAUAGCUUGAAACUCUUGAGCCUGCUCAAGCAUUUUCUCCUGUCUCCACAGAUUGCCAUCUAUCCCACUUUACAGAGCAGCUAGGUUCUGAUCUGCUCGUUCUAGAUAAUGCAUGGGCAUCCUACAACCUUUGUCAACUUGUGGUUUCACCAUCUUUCAACAAUGUUCCAUAGAGGCUCACGAUAGAGGAAUGUCCACAGCCAACCACAUUCGCUGCUUCUGAGAUGCACUUGCCCAGGCACCAGGCAAAACCAUCUGCUCUUUGGCAAAGUUAUUUAUGCCAUUUUUCACAUACUGUCACUAGCAUGAUAACCACAAAUUUCUGGUUGUAUAGUUUCAUUACUACGUGCCAUAACCACAAUCCCACUGGGUAGCGAACAGCCGG
Messenger RNA from Schistocerca nitens (vagrant locust), 3785 nucleotides. RefSeq names its product zinc finger protein 99-like. Gene Ontology annotation, molecular function: RNA polymerase II cis-regulatory region sequence-specific DNA binding; DNA-binding transcription factor activity, RNA polymerase II-specific. Lineage: Eukaryota; Metazoa; Arthropoda; Insecta; Orthoptera; Acrididae. Bases 252 to 2087 code for a protein of 611 amino acids. The record is from RefSeq and is a predicted model, not a curated record. The transcript is spliced from 7 exons. Gene Ontology annotation, biological process: regulation of DNA-templated transcription.